CCUAGCCAAAGAUGGACCAGAGGAAGACAAAUCUCACGUUUCCACUCGCAUAAUGGCCACAUAUGGCUAUGCAGCUCCCGAGUUCAUCGCGACCGGGCAUUUGAGUCCUCGUAGCAAUGUGUACAGCUUCGGAGUCGUCCUUCUCGAGCUUCUCACCGGAAGGAAAUCGCUCGACAAAUCAUGGCCGGCUCGCGAACAAAACCUCACGGAUUGGGCUCUUCCUCUACUCAAAAAGAAGAAGAAGUUGGACAACAUAGUAGACCCCAGGUUACAAGGAGAUUUCCCCAUCAAAGCCUUCCACAAAGCAGCCAUGCUAUCUUAUCACUGCCUCAACCACGACCCGAAAGCGAGACCUCUCAUGCGAGACAUUGUCGAUUCCUUGGACCGUCUUCAGCUUUCUCCUCACCCGCUUCCGACUGAAAAAAACCGCAAUCACCGUCUCCACCGAGGUACCGGAUCAGUUGAAUGUUAAGACUUUUACAGAAUUUGGUGCUCCUCUAUAAUAUAACAACCUUCUUGUUCCAACAUACACAUACAUAAAAUGUAUAUGUAUAUAUGUAUGCAUAUGGAGGCAGGUGGUGGUCAUUCAUUUGUUGCUGACAUGGACGAAUGUAGUGAGCAUAUUGUUUGUGGGAAGCC
Messenger RNA from Hibiscus syriacus, 639 nucleotides. RefSeq names its product probable serine/threonine-protein kinase PBL16. Bases 53 to 472 code for a protein of 139 amino acids. NCBI's taxonomy places the organism in Eukaryota, Viridiplantae, Streptophyta, Magnoliopsida, Malvales, Malvaceae. The record is from RefSeq and is a predicted model, not a curated record. Gene Ontology annotation, biological process: protein phosphorylation. Gene Ontology annotation, molecular function: ATP binding; protein kinase activity. The transcript is spliced from 2 exons.